UAAAAAUAAAAACUAUUUAAGACUUUGUUUACUCCACGAAUUUCUACUUUAAAAAUAACCCACUUUUGUGUUGUAAAAUGUAAACAGAGAAACGCUAAAUAACAACGAAAAUAAACAGCAAAUCACGUUCUUGUGGCGCCAGUUAUUUGCAUAAUUAAAGCUCCUCAGUUGAUGGUUGGCGCGAUAAGGAGUGACUUGGAAUUCGGACGACGAGAAUGAUAAUGAUGAUGAUUGUGAUGAUGAUGAUGGCAGUCUAUGAUUAUUUGAUGUGAAUAAAGCGACAAGGUUAAUCAAGCUGUGACAAUGCAGGACACCAGCCUCAACAUGACCCAAUCGCAUUUGCAGCCCCAAAUGGCGGCGUUCAACAAAACGGUGCUGAAUGACCUGCAUAUAACCAAAACUGAUAUCGACAAGUUCCUGAAGUAUUGGCAGGACUUUCAAAAGAAGAACAUGUCCAACCAGGUGGACGAGUGCCAGGGCUAUUGUCAAGGUGAAAUCUACAAUUGGCUGCGCGCCUACAACAGCAUCCAUGGUUACGUAUCCCUGAUGAUUUGCAUAUUCGGGACAAUAGCAAACAUCUUGAACAUAAUGGUCCUGACCAGAAAGGAAAUGGCCAAGACGCCCAUAAAUAAUAUCCUCAAGUGGCUGGCGGUGGCCGAUAUGUUUGUGAUGCUGGAAUAUAUACCCUACACAUCGUAUCAGUAUAUUUAUAUGGGUCCAGGUGAAAAGGAUCUAAGCUACACUUGGGCUGUUUGUCUACUGAUCCACAUGCACUUCACCCAAAUCCUGCACACGAUCUCCAUUGGACUGACAGUAACUUUGGCCGUGUGGCGAUAUGUGGCCAUUAGACAUCCCAACGGGGGCUGUGCCAAUUUCCUGCUCGCUCAUUCCCGGGAGGCGAUCCUCCUGCCCUUCAUCCUGUCACCAAUUCUCUGCCUGCCCACAUAUUUUGUGUUUAAAGUGAGGGAGACCUACGACGUGGACAGCGUCAAUCCGGAGGCCAUGUAUCAUGUGUAUUUUGAUCAGGAUUCGGUUCUAUACAGGUUUAAUUUCUGGAUACAUUCCGUGAUUAUUAAACUUUUACCCUGUGGAAUUUUGAUUGUGAUCAGUGCCAUCCUAAUGCAUGUCUUGUGCGAGGCCUCGAGACGUCGUCUAAAGCUAAGGGACUACAAUAAUCCCGCCAAGUAUGCCAUCCAGCUCAAUCUAAAUGAGUCCAAGUCCAAGAAGCCGCCGCGUUGCGAUCGUCGGAAUGAUCGCACCACUCUCCUCCUGGUGGCCGUGUUGGUCCUCUUCCUGGUCACCGAAUUCCCGCAGGGAUUGCUCGGCCUGCUGUCCGGCGUAAUGGAGAAGUGCUUCUUCGCCCACUGCUAUCCGCCCUUUGGGGAGCUGAUGGAUCUACUGGCACUGAUCAAUGCCGCCGUGGGAUUCGUGCUCUAUGGACUGAUGUCGAAACAGUUCCGGACCACCUUCCGGUCGCUGUUCAUGAAGCGGCACUUUGGCAGCACCGAAAUGACCCGACUGACCCGUGUGACCACCACGUGCGUCUAAACAGGACUUGGAUUUAUAUUAUGGAAUCGGUAUCGCUAUCGAUGCCGCCGAGAUGUGAUUUUUAGAGGGCUCUGCAGGAUCAUUUUGUAGAGACAUUUUUAUGGGGAUUAGGUGAAGGGCAUCCAAGAUGUUCAGGGCUUGCUCCAACUGAGAAUUUCUAAAUCUUAAACUUUAUAAAAGUUUCG
This is a messenger RNA of Drosophila serrata, 1733 nucleotides long. Its product is annotated as G protein-coupled receptor dmsr-1. Lineage: Eukaryota; Metazoa; Arthropoda; Insecta; Diptera; Drosophilidae. Gene Ontology annotation, cellular component: plasma membrane. Gene Ontology annotation, molecular function: G protein-coupled peptide receptor activity. The record is from RefSeq and is a predicted model, not a curated record. Gene Ontology annotation, biological process: G protein-coupled receptor signaling pathway.